CAGGACGCUUUAGCGGUGGCUUUUUCAAGGAUGGAUUAUCUGCACAUAAUACUCAGUGUAAAUGUGAAUUCCUGAUAGUUUGCUUCAAUGCGUGUUUUGUGGUUACUUUGGACAAUCAUAAUAUUUAUCUCAACAGUGCUCUGUGUUCUUGGAUGUGUUUUGCCAUACUGGCUAAUAGGAAUGUUAGAACAAGAAGCCAACUCGCCGUUAGCCAUCAGCUUUGGAUUUAAACUACAAUUUACCCAGAGCACCAUUGGGUUGUACAGAAGAUGCGCAUACCCGGUUUACCUCGAAAGGGACUCCAUGGAAGGUAAUGAUGCAACUUUUUCUACGGAUACCGAUUCACAACUGGUUUACCUGAGAACUAACUGUGGACAUUAUGCAUUCGCUCAAAUACCUCACACAGCUUGGUGCUUGGCUUUGGUACUUCUCGUAUCAUCUUCAUUACUGUUAACUUUCACUUUCAAUUUUGUUCUUCUCUCUGGCAUACACCUUACAGUUUUGGCUCUCCCGUUUGUUCUGAGGAGCUCUCAAGCGAUAUUACUACUUGCCGGUUCAAUGGUUCUUUUUUCCUGUGCCAUAUAUCCAGUCGGUUGGUCAAGCAACUCAGAAGUUUUACAAAUAUGUGGAGAGCAAAGUUCAAGUUUUCGCUUGGGGCGGUGUCAAUUGGGAUGGACUUAUUUUACUACCAUACUUGGAGGUUUACUUGCAAUAUUUGCGGCAAUUUUGCCCCAUUUAUGGAAGCGCAGCGCCCGAUUGCAACAAAUAUAUUUCCAUCAAAAUGGAAAGGCCCUUCAAAACGGUGAACUCGCCCCUGCGCAUUCAAGGAAUAUGAACAUUGCUGGACACAGUGCUUCCUGUGGAAUUGGGGCUUUAAAUCCGACAACGGAACAAAUGCGUCAUGGAAAUCACCAUGGAUGGUUUAGGUGGUUUUUUGCUCCCAAUUUAUAUCGGAUCGUAAGAAGACAUCCAUUAUACCCAUCUGCUCCAGAAUCAAUUAUACGAAUGCAGUCAGUAAGCACUAAUCCAACGCACAGCAUUUUGAAGAGUUCAUAUAAUGAGCUCGGCGAAGAUCAGUCAAAGCCAAAUAAGCAUACAUAA
Dicrocoelium dendriticum is the source of this 1101-nucleotide messenger RNA. The record is from the annotation of a GenBank genome assembly. NCBI's taxonomy places the organism in Eukaryota, Metazoa, Platyhelminthes, Trematoda, Plagiorchiida, Dicrocoeliidae.